Messenger RNA from Cynocephalus volans (Philippine flying lemur), 1081 nucleotides. RefSeq names its product LTO1 maturation factor of ABCE1 (gene LTO1). Bases 92 to 505 code for a protein of 137 amino acids. The transcript has 5 exons. NCBI's taxonomy places the organism in Eukaryota, Metazoa, Chordata, Mammalia, Dermoptera, Cynocephalidae. The record is from RefSeq and is a predicted model, not a curated record.
AAGUGGAGCGUGCGGUUCUAACCUCGUGGGUUGGCGACGGCAGCGCAGCGUGGCCGGAGCUCGACGGGCAGGGGCGGGCCGGGCUGUCGCAAUGGCUGGGAGUCAGGACAUAUUUGACGCCAUCGUGAUGGCGGAUGAGAGGUUUCACGGGGAAGGGUAUCAGGAAGGCUAUGAAGAAGGCAGUAGUUUGGGUGUAAUUGAAGGAAGACAAUAUGGCACGCUGCAUGGAGCCAAAAUUGCAUCUGAGAUUGGAUGUUACCAAGGUUUUGCUUUUGCGUGGAAAUGUCUGCUGCACAGUUGUGCUACUGAGAAAGACAGUAAAAAGAUGAAGGUCUUAGAAUCACUGAUUGGAAUGAUUCAGAAAUUCCCUUAUGAUGACCCUACGUAUGAUAGACUCCACGAAGACUUAGACAGAAUUAGAGGAAAAUUUAAACAGCUUUGUUCAUUACUCAAUGUUCAGCCAGACUUUAAAGUUAGUGCAGAAGGUUCUGGACUUUCAUUUUGAGGAUGACAGAUGGACAAAGACAAACGUCAAGGAGCAGAUGUCCAUAUGUUAAGUGUUUAACAACGUGAUUGAAGGCAAUGCAGCGACGGGCACCGUCGUUCUGCAGGGGCUGUAGCUGGGCCAGCGAAAGGGCUUCCUUCCCCGAGGUUUUCCGCCCGUGUUGCCUUGGUGCCCCCGGGUCCUCCCACACAGGCCUGCUCUUUGUCAGGCCCUGGCAGAGCCCUCGCAGGGCUGCUCACUGCUGGUCCAGAGCAUGUGGGCUUCGCCACCCCUCUCCAGCGGGCCCUGGCUCUGCAUGGAUUACUUCCAAGCCUGGACCCACAGGCACAGUUCUUUUUAAAACGGGGAAACGGGGUUGCUGUGAAGUAGGUGAAGGGAGGUUGUGAUGCGUGGAGCCUGCACACCAGGUCCUGUGUAACGUGCUUCGUGUGUUUUGUUUAAUCCCUUUGGUAGCUCCUGAGGUCAGUUCUAUCCCAUUUUACAGAUGACAAAACUGAGACCCGCAGGGAUUGCCUGGCCUGAGGGCACCCAGCAGCAGAGUGGGACUUCCACCCCAAGGCUCGUGUCUCUGUCUGA